AUGCAGAACCGAGCACAGACUGAGGCGGUAGACCUGGUGUCGGACUCCGACACGGAGGACAGCGAGGACAUGACGGGCAGCGAGCAAGGAGACCCCUCCUGGAUCUCCUGGUUCUGCGGCCUGAGGGGAAAUGAGUUUUUCUGCGAGGUUGACGAGGACUACAUAGAGGACGACUUCAACCUCAGCGGCCUCUCAGGGCUGGUGCCUUACUACGAGUACGCGCUGGACAUGAUCCUGGACAAUGAGCCGCCGCAGGACAUGAUGCUCACAGAGUCACAGCAGGAGCUUCUUGAGAACGCGGCCGAGAUGCUGUAUGGCCUCAUCCACGCCCGCUACAUCGUCACCGCGCGCGGCCUGGGGGCGAUGCUGGAGAAGUUCAAAAACGUCGACUUCGGGCGGUGCCCUCGCGUGCUGUGCGAGGGGCAGCCGUGCCUUGCCGUUGGCACGAGCGACCUGCCAGGCCAGGCGACCGUCAAGAUCUUCUGCCCAAAGUGCGAGGACAUCUACUAUCCACGGAUAGACUACCAGUGCUCGAUCGACGGCGCAUUCUUCGGCAGCACCUUCCCCCACCUGCUGUUGAUGACGUACCCUAUGUAUCGGCCCCCGCGCAGCGCGGACGCUUACACCCCCAGGGUGUUCGGCUUCAAGCUGCACCCGUCUGCCUACAACAACGGCGGCUCCGGCGAGCGCGGCCCCGGCGUGCGGCAAAUCGCGGCUGGCGCGCGAGCAGGCAACGGCGGUGCGGGGGCAGGUGGCGGCGCCGGCGCGGCAGACGGGGCCGCGCAACAGGCGCGCGGGGGUGGCGGCCCCAGCGGCAGCGGUGCCAACGCCACGGGUGGAGGCGGGGGCGCGAGGGCGGGCGGCGGCGGCGCCGGCGGAGGCGGCGGAGCGGGCGGUGGUGGCGGGCAGGGCGAUGAAGAGGACAUGGCUGCGGGAAGCCAAGAGCAGCAGCACACACCUCCGCCGCAGCAGCAGGAGCAGCAGCAGCAGCAGCAGCAGCAGCGCCAGGCGCAGCAGCGGCCCGGCCAACAGGCCGAGGCAGCUGGGACGUCGGGCAGCGUUUGA
Molecule: messenger RNA, 1065 nt
Organism: Monoraphidium neglectum
Lineage: Eukaryota; Viridiplantae; Chlorophyta; Chlorophyceae; Sphaeropleales; Selenastraceae
Product: Casein kinase II subunit beta
Exons: 8
Coding region: 1-1065 (354 amino acids)
Cellular component (GO): cytoplasm; protein kinase CK2 complex
Molecular function (GO): protein kinase regulator activity
Source: RefSeq, a predicted model, not a curated record